AUGGGGGUCUGUCAAUCGUGUCUGGGACGACGCGACAGGGACAUCUACGACGAGAAUGAGGAUACGCGGCUCUUGUACGAGGACGGCAACGGGAUGCAGUAUGGCAGCUUUGGCGACCCGGCCCUCAACGGUGACGAUUCGGUCGAAGCCCAGCGAGAGAACGAGGCUCUCCAGAGGGUGGUUGCCAUGACAUCCAAGUCGGUAGACCCUCGGCUCUGCGCAAAUCUCACAUUGAUUGCUAACGGCCGCAGCAACAUGGUGGACGUUUUCGAGAUCGCCCACAACGAUGUAUCCGGCUACGGCGGCAACUUUGCCUAUGCUGGCCAAGGGGCAAGGGUGGCUCGAUAUCAACAUCUCGUGUCGAAAUUAAGCACCGAUGAGUUCAGCGAUCCAUCGGCGGUCAAGGUGGACUGGCUGGCAGAGGACGACAUGGUCGAGUCCCAAAGUGGUCGGCCUUUGAGCAUCAAAACGCUCGAGGACGAUAGGGAAGGCGGUCCCUUCGUCGGUACAUUUGCAGACGCAGCCGCUGCCAUGCAAUGA
Molecule: messenger RNA, 540 nt
Organism: Drechmeria coniospora
Lineage: Eukaryota; Fungi; Ascomycota; Sordariomycetes; Hypocreales; Ophiocordycipitaceae
Exons: 2
Coding region: 1-540 (179 amino acids)
Biological process (GO): cellular response to amino acid stimulus; cholesterol homeostasis; endosomal transport
Cellular component (GO): Ragulator complex; late endosome membrane; membrane raft
Source: RefSeq, a predicted model, not a curated record